Messenger RNA from Ixodes scapularis (black-legged tick), 2772 nucleotides. RefSeq names its product heterogeneous nuclear ribonucleoprotein L. Gene Ontology annotation, biological process: mRNA processing; regulation of RNA splicing. The transcript has 15 exons. The record is from RefSeq and is a predicted model, not a curated record. NCBI's taxonomy places the organism in Eukaryota, Metazoa, Arthropoda, Arachnida, Ixodida, Ixodidae. Gene Ontology annotation, molecular function: mRNA binding. Bases 211 to 1620 code for a protein of 469 amino acids. Gene Ontology annotation, cellular component: nucleus.
GUUCUCACUACGACUGCAGAGGCACUGUGCGGCGCUCCUUGGCACAACUCGCUCGCUGAAGUCUGUGUGUCGCUCACUGGGCUCACUCAUUCGCUUUCUCUGUGUCGGUAGGUGGCCAUUGCCUGGAUUGCUACUCCGUGACAUCGUCCGUGCACUCGCAACGUCCGCGUCCCUUGUUUCGUCGCAGCAACGAACCACCCCAGCUCUGGAAUGAUGGCCGAUAUCGCCAGCUACGACGGCCACGCCGCAAAACGCCAAAGAACCGACGAAGGACGGGAUCGUGGUUAUGGAAACAACCAACAGCAAGGCUACAACUACUACAACAACCAACGAGGAAGAGGGCAAGAAGAGGAGAAGCCAAACCAUGUCCUUCUGAUGACCAUCCUCAACCCUGCUUACCCUAUCACAGUGGACGUCAUCCACACCAUCAGCACCCCGAGCGGCAAAGUGAUGCGAAUAGUGAUCUUCAAGAAGAACGGAGUGCAGGCCAUGGUCGAAUUUGACUCCGUGGAGUCUGCGGUACGAGCCAAGAAGUCCCUGAACGGCGCCGACAUCUACUCCGGCUGCUGCACGCUCAAGAUCGAGUACGCCAAGCCGACCAGGCUGAACGUGUACAAGAAUGACAACGACAGCUGGGACUACACCAACCCCACUCUGGGAAAAAGUGGCAGCGAACGUCCCGCCCUCCUUGGUGAGCCACGUGGCUUCGGUAGCUACGGCAAUGCAGGGGACGGCCGGGGCCCCUCCGCCGGCCCGGGCUACGCCGCCGAACGCAACGACUACGAUUACGGCGGGCCUCGAGGCAGCCAGUUCAGCAGCCCCGGCAGUGGCUACAACGACGGCUACGGAGCACCCCCCAACGGGCCCCAGGACCGCUACGGAGGUCCUCCAGAGCGCGACGGUGCCAGCUACGGGCCUGGGGGCGCCAACUCGUCGCCACAGGCGGCGGGCCCUCACCAGGGCUCCGUGCUGAUGGUGUACGGCCUGAACUCGGAGAAGAUGAACGCCGAGAAGCUCUUCAACUUGCUCUGCCUGUACGGCAACGUCGUCAGGAUCAAGUUCCUGAAGAGCAAGGACGGCUGUGCUAUGGUGCAGAUGGGGGACCCUCUGGCCGUGGAGAGGGCGGUGGGACACCUGAACAACGCACAGUUCUUCGACACCAAGAUGCAACUCGGGUACUCGAAGCAGGCGUUCCUAAACGAUGUGCAGCUGCCCUUUGAGCUUCCCGACGGAACGCCGUCCUUUAAGGACUUUAUGGGCAACCGCAACAACCGCUUCACCAACCCGGAGGCGGCCUCCAAGAACCGCAUCCAGCCGCCCUCGCGCGUCCUCCACUUCUUCAACACCCCCUAUGGCAUCUCGGAGGACGACCUCAAGAAGCUGUUCGAGGAAAUGGGCUGCCCGGUGCCAGCGUCGAUCAAGAUGUUCACGUCGAAGAAGACCGAAGAUGCAAAGCCUCGAAAGCCGGAACGCAGCAGCUCCGGCCUGAUGGAAUUCGAGACGGUGUCGGAGGCGAUAGAGGGCUUGAUAGGGUGCAACCACGCCCCAAUCAACAACCCCAACGGCAAGUUCCCCUACAUCCUCAAGUUGUGCUUCUCGUCUUCCGGCCCGAGGUACUGAACGUGCCGGACGCUGGAGCGCGCGGAUCCCGCCGCCUAUGCAUCGUCACAACCCCCCUCCUCUUCCUCUUUAUUGUUAUACUUUUUGUUUACGAAGAGACACGGAAAGGCACAAACAAAAAUAAAAACAAACAAAAAACACUCGCACCACCACUAACCAACAAGGAAGACGACACUACCACCAGAGACGGGAACAACAAAAACACCUCGUUUAUUUAGGGUGGAAGGAAAUAAAAAAAAAUGUAGGCCGUAGUAGUCGUAGGGGAGAAGAUCGAGGAAAAACAAAGAUUGCUGGGCAAGAGACGACGGCUUACCUUUCCUGUAUAUCCUGUGUACAAAGACAUUUUCAGAAGAGUAUUAUGGAAGUUUUGUUUUGACGUACCCCCCCCCUCAUCACUGUUGUUCACUCACCGAUUUGUCUGGUUUCUUAUUCUCGACGCAAACCGGAGUUUUUAGAUUCGCUAGCUUUCCAUGGGCCGAAUGAGACGUUGCGAUAGAGGUUUACCAAGAGGUGGCUGUGUUGUCGUCGCUUCAAAUGUUUUUUGAAGCUGGAGAACGUUUGGCGCGGGUGGCGCCCAAAGUUUGGUCGAGCGGCUUUGUUUUUGCAUUGCAUUGCACAUUUGAAUUCCAUUGACAGUGGAUUUUGGCGAGCCAUUUGUUGAAAGUUGGGAGCUGGCACUUGUUUGUUUCUUUUAAGCGUGCCGUUUCUAGGUGUCCAGGGCAUCCCCCGACCUCUGUGUUGACUCGAAUUGUGGAGGAAACGAAAGGAAAUUUCACGCGCGGUAUAUGUCUUCAGUUCUCCCACAUUUGCGUUAAGUUGCACCUCCGGAGAUCGUUCUUUCGUGCUUCCCCCUUCUGGCAAGGAAAGUGUUUUCCAAGUUGGAUUAGAGCAAAUGUAGCUGGGGAAAAAAGAAAAUGUUGUGUGUGCAUGUAUGUGGCUGUAAUCCUUGUUUCAGUGUCGACAUAAGUGGCCUUUUUCUCGUUCAAAGUAAAGCAUUUUUAGUUUAGGAACAUGGUACCUACUUCCACUGUCCGCCAUGCAAAGAACAACUCUCCAUUUGAUUUUUUUUUUAUGUGUCGUGUUUUGUGCAACGCUUUUCAUGUAUCUGGUGGUCUCGUGCUUAAUAAAAAGUGACGAAUAGAAUCUGGGCAA